This is a messenger RNA of Bemisia tabaci, 4344 nucleotides long. RefSeq lists its product as uncharacterized. The record is from RefSeq and is a predicted model, not a curated record. Gene Ontology annotation, molecular function: RNA polymerase II cis-regulatory region sequence-specific DNA binding; DNA-binding transcription factor activity, RNA polymerase II-specific. NCBI's taxonomy places the organism in Eukaryota, Metazoa, Arthropoda, Insecta, Hemiptera, Aleyrodidae. Gene Ontology annotation, biological process: regulation of transcription by RNA polymerase II; cell differentiation; anatomical structure morphogenesis.
CGGCUCCUCCGAAGCGAGCACGCUAUCCGCGCCGCAGCGCACCGUUCGGGAAACAAAAAAAAAAACCAAGGGAUGUGUGCUGUACGGAAUUAUAUUGGCUCUCCUCGCCUCAGACGGAGUCGUGCAUUAAUCGAACGUCGCGUGCGUUAUCUUCGAUUGAAACAAUAAGUCAUUCCAGCGCUCCGGGAACAAUUGUUUAACUUUUGAUAAACUUAAUCUCCGGUGUUAAUUCGUCGCUUUAAUGAAGCCAGCCCUGGCGUGGCAGUCGCUCCGGUCCCCGAUCGCACAAUUUAUUUCCUUAAUUAGCCAAUAAAUCCUAUUUUUAAGUGUUCCUUAAGCCGCGGAGGAACCCGCGACCCGAGUUUUCGCCGACGCGUUUUCCUCACGUGAGCCCGCUGGGUGCUGGGUGAAGGUGUUCCUGCUCGGCUCCAGCCGCGCGCCGCGACGCACACAGUGACACAAGUACACUGACACAUACACGCACACGCUCGAAACGAAAAUCAAAAUUCGAAAUGUCUACAAUCGCGACCCGGCCUGGCAGUGCGCUAGCAGUCGCGAGAUCGUCAGUGCUCUUCAGUUAGUUGUGCGGUAACGUUCAUCAGUGCGAGCUCGCUCGUUUCAACCGCGUUAUCUCCGAUAUUUUCGAAUAAAUUCGAUUUUCUCACGUUUCCGAAUCUCUUCAUUCUGUGCUUCGACUUUUCAGUGCGCAUCGGUGGAGUGUUUGUUUUUUUUUCAUAAAAAAUUUCGAUGGUCAAACCACGUGCUUUUUAACAUUACUAAAAUUCCUGUUCGACGGAAGUGGACCGGCGUUGUGAUUGCGCGUUCCAGCCACGAUUUCCGUUUAUCUUAAUGGUGCUUCCUGCCUGAUCCCAGUUUCCUGUCUCUCAUGGACCUCAGGGUAUUGUAGCGCGCCGAGAAAAUUCGAGACUGUCAGGUUGUCGCGAAUAUGCCGUGCGAUCCGUGACAGCAUGUUACUCAGCUGACAUCGGAACUUGGGUUUUUUUACUGUUUAAGUUAUUUUAAGUGAUAGGAUUUUAAAAUGAACCACAACGAGGAAGGCCCGAUCCAGGGGCCGAUCUCCGGGGAGCUGGCUGUGCCCGGCAUGAACCACAUUAUCAACAAUAACUCUGUGAUACCUAUGCUACCCAAUCUGCCCUACGCGGCGGCACAUCUAGGACUCUAUCAUCAGCAUCUCAUCCAGCAAAUGAGGCUCAUGCCUUAUUUCCAUCAGUAUUUUCAGAGUCUCAGCAUACCAAAGUUCUCGAGCAAUUACGGAACGGAGAGCAGUCAGGUCUGCUCGGCGGAGAACUCAGCAUGCAAGAAGCCGCCCUAUUCCUACGUGGCGUUGAUCGCCAUGGCCAUAGACUCCGCCCCCACCAAGAGGAUGACCCUGGCAGGGAUCUACCGCUACAUCACGGAUAGGUUCCCUUACUACCGGGAUAACCGGGAGGGCUGGCAGAAUUCCAUCAGACACAACCUCAGCCUCAACGAGUGCUUCGUCAAAAUCCCCAAGGACCGGGAGAAGUCCCGCGGCAAGGGAUGCUACUGGACGCUCGACCCUGUCAUUGCCGACCGCAUGUUCGAGGGAGGCAACUUCAGGAGGCGUCGCCGACAGCGCUCAAGACAGUAUCAGAGGUUCUCGCCGGUGACGGCCCCGACGUACCCACAAUCGCCAGGAGGCUACCUCUCGAGCGAGAGCGGGAAGCAGCCGAUCUCGUUCGACCAGCUCAACGACCAAUCCAUAUUCCCGGAGCCGAUCGACGUGAGCAAGCUCAUGAAGCAGAUCCUCAAGGAGGACAACCCCGAGCUGGGCAUGAACCUGAGCAAGAAGCCCCCGCACUGCUUCAUCGGGCAGGACCUCUCCGACCUCACCCGGAAGCUCAACUCGGUCGACAUCGAGCUCAUCUCCCGCGAGAACGAGCCCUACCCGGAGGACUGCGGGGUGAUCAACCUCAGCAAGAAGCCCGAGCGGAACCAGCUGGAGAUCAUACGGCUCACCAAGGAGGAUUGUAGUAAGGAGAUCCUCAACCUCAGCAAGAAGUCCACCUUCACUAUCGACAGCCUCAUGAGGAGAUCCCCCGAACCUCCGCGCUCCUCCGGCACCUCCGAGGACGGCGAGGAGACCGACAGUUGUAACGAGGAUGAUGCUAUGUCUGAUAAGUGCUUUUGAAUAGACUCAUCAGUGCUUUGAACAGGAUCCUUCUAGUUCCGACGAAUCCCGCGCACCGCGCUAGUGGGCCAACACACAUGCAGGUGGAACCUCCAGCUCGUGUGCUUCAUGAAGAGCACCCCACAUCUUGAGUUCCACAUCGAAUCCUUUCGAGUGUACCGAUAUUUUUGGUGUGAAAUAUCAAGACCAUUUCUCGCUAUGAGGAUUUGUGGUACGUGGUUGAUUCCGGUUUCAAUCUCAGGUCAUUGGGAAGAAAGUAAUGCUUAAUUCGAAGAAAUUGUUAUGCCAUUCCGAGGAGUGAAACUUUUUGAAUUUUAUUUGCAAAAAAGAGGCGUUUUGGAAUUAUUUGUAAAGUUUACAAGCAUUUAUUUCAAAAAUUUCAAUCUCUUCGAGAUUCUGAAAUUGAAUUGAGAGUAGAUAAAUAGAUACCUCCAUACCUACGGAUUUACUUUCACAAUAAUGUAUGCACGAAGACCAGUGUACGAGACAAAUUUUUUCUCUCAUCUCUGUUAAAAUUCAAUCCUUGUACGGAUAGAGAUCGCGCUGUCUCGCUUGAACAUCGAUGUAAUGUUAGAUUAGAUGGCGAAUACAUUAUUAAAUGGUCCGGUACGAUUUGAAUGAUAAGUAAGUGUCAAACAAAGCGGCAUGCCUCCUGAUAAAGGAUUUGGUAAUGUGAAAAAAUGCACGACUGAAUUCAUGAGCUUUUGAAAUUGAAUUUUAAGAAAUCUCAACAUUUUAUGGAUUUAAUAUGCAUUGUUCUCCAAGGAUUUCAAGUACUUAGACUUUUUCCUGGUGCCUUCUGUGCAAAUUGGCUUAAGACAGGGAUAGGAGUGGGGACGGAAAUAUUUUUUGGAUAUGGAGACCAUUGAAUUGAGCAAAUAAUGAAAACUGUACCUAGUAUGUGUUUUCCUCAAUGUUGAGGAUCACACUUUGAUUUUUAUUAUGUUGGUCUACCUUGUAAUUAAUAGUUGACUUAUGUCUUUUUUCGUGAAAGACUAUUGUCGUGCAAUUUUAAGUGGCCAGCGACUUGAAAGAUUAAAAUUCAGCCGAAAGAAGAUUAUUUUCACGGUAAAAAUUAUCGUUUCUCAUUUUGUUCAGGCAUUUUUAUGAUGGUCUGGUUAAUGGUGAAUUGUUAACCACUCUGUACUUACCUGUAAACUUUCAGUUGAUUGGAUGCGAUUGUGUCUGUGCGUUGUAAAUUGAAAUUAGAAAUCAACGAUCUUAUUUUUGUUUGUUUCCCUAGUCUAAAAACUGAUCUCUGUGGGUAGUUAUUUGUAUUAUUUCGCAGGUGGAGAGAGGCCUCAUGAAAAUGUUUGAGUUUGUGAUAUACCUAACCGACUGAUACCGAAUGUGGUAUACCAACUGAUACACCUAAGCUUGAGGUGUUUGAUUUUUGCACCCUUGCAACGUUAAAAGUUGUCGUAUUUGGAAAUUAUUGGUAGGCCUCUUCCCUCAUCUCAUUUUCUGAGGUUAGAGUCAAUGCAUGAGAAUUUACUGUGGUUCUUGCUACACAAACUUACCGUCUCCGUCACAAUGCGUCACGAAUUCAACCAUUUUCACCUCUCCGUUUAAGUUUUGUCUGAUGAGAGUUAAGUACUGAAGAGAGAUUAUCGAUGGUGCAAUUAUUAAAUUGUAGGUUACUGAAUACAUUUUUGUUACAUUUUUUUUCUUUUUUAUAUUAAUAGUUACUUAAGAAAACCUCGAGGUAUGGCGGGGGGAGGAGGGAAGAAUUGAAGAAAAUUGAUCAUACUUCUGAACUCAUUGUAAAUGUACACAAAUGACCUCUGUUUCGUUAUUACUAAAUCAAUGUAUCUAAGUCCCUGGAGAUGGUCCAAAAGUCCAUAAUCGGUGGUUUAGAAAUGAAAGAACAUUACCAUAGACAAAAAAAAACGAUCAUUACAAUUUCAGCGUUUCUGAAAAAGGUGCACUUUUUGAUUGUUAUGGGUUCAACAUUUAUUUGUGAAUUCCAUAGCCACUGAACUCGACGGAGGAUUUGAUUAGUAAUGCAACGUUGAAAUCUUACCAGGAGUGAUCAAAAGCAAAGUUCCUGGAAAAAAUAAAUAUCCCUCCAAAAACAGAGGUAUCGCAAACAUUUAGAGUAAAUGUAUCAUUGUCUGUUUAUGUAUAUUGUGUAAAUACUGUCACGGAUGAAAAUAAAAAAAAAUCGUUUAUAA